Mytilus trossulus (common blue mussel) is the source of this 679-nucleotide messenger RNA. RefSeq lists its product as uncharacterized. Gene Ontology annotation, molecular function: calcium ion binding. The transcript is spliced from 5 exons. The record is from RefSeq and is a predicted model, not a curated record. The coding region runs from base 46 to 561 and encodes 171 amino acids. NCBI's taxonomy places the organism in Eukaryota, Metazoa, Mollusca, Bivalvia, Mytilida, Mytilidae.
CAUUCAAACAAAAUCUUAUCAAAUAAUACCACAUAGGUCAUUGUUAUGUCUUGCAGGUCUUUGUUUUUACCAUCUGUCUAUUUCCCUAGAUUCAGUCUUAAUAAAGUCAUAUCCUGUGUGAUUCGAAGGAAAAGUCUCGCGAUGGGCAACCAUAUCAUUGCUGUUAUUUUAGCUGCGGUUUUUGUAAGUAUUGUUGCACAUCCUGGAAGACCUGCCUUACAAGACAGUCCACAGGCUCGGGUUAUUUUUCAGGCAGCUGAAAGAAAUCGUACAGAUGAUGGUUUUAUUACACCAGAUGAAUUUAAGGACAUCUUUGCCACGUUUGAUAUCAAUACUGAUGGUGAGGUCAAUGAAAAGGAGUUCUUAUUUAUUUGGAAAGACCGACAGCUAGGAGACUUAUCGGCAGCCUCUAGUUUUUUCCAUCACAUUGACACAGAUAGAGACAAUUUAUUGUCAGAGAUUCCAGAUAUGUCUAGAACUUUCUACUACUUCGACUCAAAUCAGGAUGGAAAAAUCAGCCUGGUUGAGUUUGUCAUCGUUUGGAUCAAUCUAUCUCACUGAAAUUAUCAAAUCAAUACCAUAAACAAUAAUUUUGUUCUACAAUUUUAAAAUUAUUAUGUUUCAGUAAAAUCUGAUAUUGAUAAAAUGCAAUAAAUCAAGCAAAGGGCUUUCAGUUAAA